ACAACAACGGAAGCUCGUCAGCGAUUAAUGUGUUGUGUAUGUUUGUGUCUUCCUAUUUCUACGCCCCCGUUCCGGGUAUGGAAAAAAUCUAAUGUACAGUCUAUUCCAAGCCGCCACUAUGAAAGCAACUCGACUAAUUGGUGUCAUCGUGAUUCUGCAAGUGUUUUCUAUUAAUGUUACUCAGAGUGCUAAAGUUUGGCUGCCACGUGUAGAUUUCAUGGAUAUUUCGAAUUGGAUACCGUCGGGAUUGCCUUCUGGGCAACAAACGAUCGUUUUUCCCAGUAAACUAAAUGCCCUCGUUGCACUGCCCGAGGGUAUUUUAACCGUGUCAGCGCUCAUCCUUCCGCAGCAAGGAGGAUUACUCUUCCCUGUACAUUCAUUUUUGCUUAACGUUGUGUCCCAAGAUCCUGCGUCGAUUUCCGUGGCGCUAUUCAAAGUCCCCGGCCGUACACCGUACUAUUCUGGAAACAACUGGGCAACUUAUGACGAGCAACGAUCUUUACGCCAAGCGCCGAACGCCGCCGUGCCACAUUCUGAGCGUGUACCGUGUCAAUAUGAAACAGUUAUUUUUGAGACGGGAAAGAACUUGCCUAAACCAAUUGACAUGCAGUACCACGAGUCAAUCGAAGUUGGAAACGUACGUUUCGGGGACACGAUCGAAGGUUUCGAAAAUUUCCACAAUUUCAUGUCGUCCGAAGUGGGUCAAUUUUUAUUCUACAAUGCAGAAGACACACUCAUUCGACCCGGUAAAUGUGUCAACGCAGAAAAAUGUCCUUGCCAGGAACCACGUCAAAUUGAUGCAAUUUGCUCGAACGAGCGUUGCGCUGAACCACACUGUCUAUCGCCGAUACAGCCUCCAGGACACUGUUGCCCGAUUUGUGGAAGUUUAUUUCGCAUAAAUAUGGCUUUGUUCCAAGGGGUGUUUAAUCUGCAAUCGUUCACGGAAAAGCUUCGUCGCAAGAUUAUUUCGGCGGAAGUGGAUGAUGCGGACGUGGAGUAUCAUAUUGGAAUCGAUCGGUUGAAGGGAGCGAACGUGGUGCAGCUAAUUGUCGUUGACAAGGGCGAGUAUGGAGAAAAGAGCAUUCGGAUGAUGGACAGUUUGCGACCGUUUUUCGAGAAACAAUUUGCAUCCGGUUUCCAUAUAACGCAUGCUGGUCAACCGCAUACACCGCUGGAUAGAGGCCAGGUGCUAGCGUUUGUGCUGUUAACCUUUAUCAUCAUCUCUGCUUUUUUCACCGUCCUUUACGUAUACUACUACGAUGGCACGUUACUUCCGCGGCUUAGAGUGGCGGUUCGCAAUCGCCAGUUCUUCACAACACCUUUUGUAUUUGCACGUUUCCACCCCAGCAGUGACGUAGAUGGGCUCUCGGUGGACGUUAAUUUUCCCAGCGAUAGGCAGCAACCAGCCGAAGAAACUGAAGGAUCAGUAACCCCGGACAGCGCAGACAGUCAUCAUGCCACUUCAUUUAACAAUCCUAUGUAUGAAAAGCCUACACAAAAGUUGGACCCCGCCCUGGAAGUGUUUGACGAUGUGAAGCUACGUGCCAAAUGACAGGUCAUUCUUACCUUUCCACGGACAUCCCCAAUAACAUCGUGCUUGUCGCGGAGUUGUUCCAGUCCCUUCAACAAGUAGGUACCCACAUCUAGUGAGUUUUUUUGCAUUUCUUCCUCAUCGAUCACCUACGUGAGAAAGAUAGUAUUAUUUUGUUUGUUCGUUCCUGCUACGAAUAAAGUGUAUCGUUUUAGCUCACA
Molecule: messenger RNA, 1752 nt
Organism: Anopheles stephensi (Asian malaria mosquito)
Lineage: Eukaryota; Metazoa; Arthropoda; Insecta; Diptera; Culicidae
Gene: Amnionless
Product: protein amnionless
Exons: 2
Coding region: 92-1552 (486 amino acids)
Biological process (GO): intracellular protein localization; receptor-mediated endocytosis
Cellular component (GO): apical plasma membrane; endocytic vesicle
Source: RefSeq, a predicted model, not a curated record